Molecule: messenger RNA, 1196 nt
Organism: Oryzias latipes (Japanese medaka)
Lineage: Eukaryota; Metazoa; Chordata; Actinopteri; Beloniformes; Adrianichthyidae
Gene: mpg
Product: N-methylpurine DNA glycosylase
Biological process (GO): base-excision repair
Molecular function (GO): DNA binding; alkylbase DNA N-glycosylase activity
Source: RefSeq, a predicted model, not a curated record
UCCUGUUUGGCUGGAUUGGAAACGAAAUGACAACAAACGGUUGAAAUGAAUUAACACGUAUGGUUCGCUGACUUCAUUCACACACAAUUGUUUUUCCUAAUUCACAAGUGUAUUUUUAUGUAUGUAUUUAUUUAUUUUUUGCCCAAUCGCAAUUCAGAUAGGGCUACAUGGCGGGGACAAAAAGAAAGCUGCCAGCUUCUUUGGCAAUUUCCUCUGAACACCCCGAAUCUGCGAAUACAUUUCCAAACCAAACGCAAGCGAAACGCAAAAUGUCACCUGCCAAGCUAAAAAAGCUAGUCAUAAGUGAAAAUAUUUCAAAUGUGACGGCGGAACAAAGCCAGUAUUUCACCAACGACCUGCAGCACAGACUGGGAGAGGAUUUUUUCCAGCAGCCCUGCAUCCGUUUAGCUAAAGCACUCCUGGGAAAGGUUCUGGUCCGCAGGCGUUCAGAUGGCACAGAGCUGCGGGGGAGAAUCGUGGAAACCGAAUCCUACCUUGGAGGCGAGGACAAGGCCUCCCACUCAGCUGGAGGCAAACGCACCGCCAGGAACUUAGCCAUGUUUAUGAAGCCGGGAACCAUUUACGUCUAUCCCAUCUAUGGGAUCUACCUCUGCAUGAACAUCUCUAGUGAAGGGGAAGGAGCCGCUGUGCUGCUGCGUUCUCUGGAGCCCCUGCAGGGUCUGCCUAUCAUGCGGGAGCUGAGGGCAGCCAGACGUAGAGAGAGCGCCCGCCAGCUGAAGGACAAAGAGCUCUGCAACGGGCCUUCGAAGCUGUGCCAGGCUCUAAAUAUACCCCGCUGUUUCGACCGGCGAGAUUUAGCCUCAGAUCCAGAGGUGUGGCUGGAGAGGGAUCCAGACGAAAGUCCCAUAAAUCCCCAGGAUAUAGUGUCAGCGCCGCGCAUCGGGAUCGAAUCCCACGGGGAGUGGGCCAAGAAGCCUCUGCGGUUUUAUCUUCGCGGACAUCCUUGUGUUAGUGUUGUGAAUAAAGCAGCAGACGGGCGGUCUGGAAACGUCGUGAAGGAUUUAGGACCCUCAGAAGUGCAGUCUGGGACAGAACGGCCCGAUGUGAGAAGAACCAAACAGGACUAAUCCUGAAACUACUCUCCCAGUUGUUUCAUUUAUAAGUGAAAGCCAGACAGUUUUAAACAUAAAAAAACAGUUACAAUUGUAAUAGAUUACAAUAAAAAGUUGAACAAA